Molecule: messenger RNA, 2455 nt
Organism: Cydia pomonella (codling moth)
Lineage: Eukaryota; Metazoa; Arthropoda; Insecta; Lepidoptera; Tortricidae
Product: major facilitator superfamily domain-containing protein 12-like
Exons: 9
Coding region: 275-1681 (468 amino acids)
Biological process (GO): carbohydrate transport
Cellular component (GO): membrane
Molecular function (GO): symporter activity
Source: RefSeq, a predicted model, not a curated record
AAGGUGAGUAUGUUUCAGAGCAUCUUUCUUCUGUUUAAAACGUUUUAUUGAGUCCUAAAUAGUUUCUAUUUCUGAACCGACAUCAGAUAUCAUGUCAAUAUGACAAAAUUACGUGAUACGACAAGUCGACAACAAAUAUGUGAGGACUGAAAAUAGUCGAAAAAUAGGCGUCGUUCGCAUUAUUAUUUAUUAAUUUGUAAUACAAAUAGGUAAAUUUUACAGGUGCUCAGUGAACCGCUUAAUGCCUCUGUAUUUUGGUUUCCAUUUAUAGAAAAUGGAUAACGAAUUCCUAGAUAUAUCAACGAGUCUUCGCUUGCAAAUCGGUUACGGCAUCGGGCAUGUGUUAAACGAUGUGUGCGCUAGUUUGUGGUUCACAUACUUUUUAGUAUUUUUUCAUUUAGUACUAGAAUUUAGUCCGUCACAGGCGGGAAAGUUAAUGUUAAUAGGACAAGUAGUAGAUGCGGUGUCUACUCCAUUCGUUGGAUACUGUUCUGACCGCACAGACAACACUUUUAGCAUUAGAUAUGGCAGAAGGAAACUCUGGCAUUUAUUUGGGACAGCAUGUGUAUUGGGAUCAUUUCCAUUUAUAUUUUCUGAAUGUCUUGGGUGCACCAUGGCUCACAAGUGGGCACAGAUGUUUUAUUUUGCCGCAUUUAUUAUGAUAUUUCAAAUUGGAUGGGCAGCAGUUCAGAUUUCACAUCUAAGUUUGAUUCCCGAAUUGGCUGAUAGUGAACAUACACGAACACAUCUUACUGCUGUCAGGUAUGGAUUCACAGUAUUUUCAAACUUGUUUGUGUACAUUGUGACAUGGGUUGUGUUGCAUAUGACUGGAAAAUGUGAUACACAACAAGUAGGCCCAGGGGAUGCUUGGAAGUUCCGACACAUAGUGUAUAUAGUGAUGAGUGUAGGAGUACUGGCAUCUCUUCUGUUCCACUUCAGUGUGAGGGAAAAGACAAUCUACAGGCGACAGGAACAACUGCUGGAGCAAGGCAGUCGGGAGCACCCACACACACACAUCAACUUCUUGAAGAAGCUGGUGAUGUAUCAGGUAGCUGGCAUAUAUAUGAGCACCAGACUAGUAGUAAACGUGGCACAAGUACUAGUGCCUUUAUAUCUCCACCUGACACUGGGACUAGCGGCCAGGUCGCUAGCCGUGAUCCCUUUAGCUAUGUACCUCGGUAGCUUAGCGGCUGCGGGAGUACAGAGGAUAGCUCCGAGAUCCAUUACGAGAAAGAUGCACUACGUUUUUGGGACGGCGUGUGCUAUGACUGGAUUUUUAUGGAUAUAUUUUGAGCUUGAUGACAAUUUUAAGACAUACUUUAUUUAUGUUGUCGCUGUUUUGAUAGGGUUCGGAGGCGCCAUAUUGCUGGUGACCAGCUUGGCGCUGACGGCGGACCUGGUGGGCGCGCAGACGGAGGCCUCGGCCUUCGUGUACGGCCUCAUGAGCUUCACCGAUAAGCUGGCCUGCGGUCUCGCCAUUGUCGUCAUACAGAACUUUGCGGAAGGAGCGGACUCAUCGUACUACCGCUACGUAAUGGCGUGGGUGUGCGGCGGGGCUGCGCUCACCGGCUUGACGCUAACACUACUGCUGCCGCGGCUCACGCCCGACUUGGAGCCUUUGGCUGAUGACGAAAACAUUGAAAAUGUGUCAGAAGAUUCAGCCACAGCACCAUUAGAAUGAAGGCUUGAUCGAGUGUACCUACCUUAUACCAGUAUUUAGCACAAUUUUCUUUAGAAAAAGUUAUAGCACAAUAAUCUCAUCAUGUGAUAUAAUAUAAUGUCAUACUUUCCUUAAAAAGAGUACCUAUUGAAAUUAAAAUUAUGAAUUACAUAUUAUAAUAUUUAAUUACUAUCAAAUUUUACGUCUAAAUAAUUAUGUAAUAUUUUCUUAUUAUAAUAUUUAUAAUGACUAGCCAAGUAAAUAAAAUAAACAGACUGUGGUACAAAAGUUUUAUAUUAAAGGCAACUGUCUGUCAGAGGGCUCUCUCUAUCUCACUCGCUGGAACGGAUAGAGUUCCAUCCCAUGACAUUGGGUGAAAUACCUAAAUAGAUACAUACAUGUUUUUAUUUUAUAAUAAGCAUAUGCGUGUUAGUUCUAAUGAAUACAUUCCAUAACAUGAAUUACUAAUUGCCUACCUAUUGUAAAUUGUAUAUAAAAUAAAUUGUAGAUUAAGUAUGUAUAUAUUAAACAUUGUUACUUUAUAUUAAAGUUUACUUAUAUUGACAGAUACAGCACAUGUAGCCCAACCAAGAUUCUGUUUCAUAUGUAAUACUAGAAUUAUUAUGUAUCCAGUACACUAGAUAUUGUUGCUAUUAGAAAUCAUAUCCAUUCCACCUAAGAUGACUGGAGCAUUGUGAUGUAUGCCAGAUUGGAUUAUCUUAUCAUAUUGAUGUUUUUGUGUACUUACUGUGUACAUAUUAUAGCAAGAAAUUUAAUAAAUGAAAUAGAAUAUAA